AUGUCUGUGCCAGCGGCUUGCACGCGAUUCAGUGACAACUACGACCUGAAGGAGGAACUCGGCAAAGGUGCCUUCUCCGUGGUUCGACGAUGUGUGCAAAAAAGCACCGGUCACGAGUUUGCUGCAAAAAUUAUAAACACCAAAAAACUCUCAACUAGAGAUUUCCAAAAACUCGAGCGUGAGGCGCGGAUAUGUAGAAAACUACAACAUCCAAAUAUUGUGAGAUUACAUGACAGUAUACAAGAGGAGAAUUUCCAUUAUCUUGUCUUUGAUCUAGUCACCGGCGGAGAACUGUUCGAGGACAUCGUCGCCCGGGAAUUCUACAGCGAGGCGGACGCCUCGCACUGUAUUCAACAAAUCCUGGAAAGCGUUCACCACUGCCACCAUAACGGAGUUGUGCACCGGGAUCUGAAACCCGAAAAUUUACUCCUCGCGAGCAAGGCGAAAGGGGCGGCUGUGAAAUUAGCAGAUUUUGGUCUAGCGAUCGAGGUGCAGGGUGAAGCGCAGGCAUGGUAUGGUUUCGCUGGAACGCCCGGCUAUCUCAGUCCGGAGGUGCUGAAGAAGGAGCCAUACGGAAAACCAGUCGACAUAUGGGCGUGCGGUGUCAUACUGUACAUUCUCCUGGUCGGUUAUCCGCCCUUUUGGGACGAGGAUCAGCAUCGGCUCUAUGGACAGAUCAAGGCCGGAUCGUACGAUUAUCCGAGUCCAGAAUGGGACACCGUCACGCCGGAAGCCAAGAACCUUAUCAAUCAGAUGCUGACGGUGAAUCCAGGAAAGAGGAUCACUGCCAGCGAGGCACUGAAGCAUCCAUGGAUCUGCCAACGUGAGCGUGUUGCAUCUGUGGUGCAUAGACAAGAGACCGUGGAUUGCUUGAAGAAAUUCAAUGCAAGGCGCAAGUUAAAGGGCGCUAUAUUGACGACCAUGCUGGCGACGCGGAACUUUUCCAGUAAGUAUGAUGCACAGGGUCGAAGCAUUAUCACGAAGAAGGGUGAUGGCUCUCAAGUGAAGGAAUCCACCGACAGCAGCACAACGAUCGAAGACGAUGAUGUUAAAGAGGAUAAGAAGGGCGGCGUCGACCGGAGCAGCACGGUCAUUGCCAAAGAACCCGAAGGUACACCUCCGAGCAGCCCCGCGACAAUGUCCGCGUUCUCCAGGAUGGUCGGCGCGGCCACAACCAUGGCGAACAAACAGGCCCCGAAUCAGAACCAGACCCAGAUUCAGGCCCAGGCCCAGAUUCAGAAUACGGGCAACCCCCUCGGAAUUGCCGCGGUUCUUCUUCAAGGGGCCCAAGCUGGCAGCGCAGGAAGCGGUAGCAGCAGCGGUAGCAGCAACAACAGCCAGAACAGCCAAGUCGGCGCGUCACCAUCCUCGCCGGCCAGUAUCAGCCAUCAGGCGAAUGGUAGCAACGAGCCGAUAGCAUCGCGACGUCAGGAUUCCUCGCCCACCGCACGCCGACAGGAAAUCAUCAAGAUGACUGAGCAAUUGAUCGAGAGCAUCAACACCGGAGAUUUCGAGGCAUACACGAAAAUCUGUGAUCCACAUCUGACCGCAUUCGAGCCGGAGGCUCUAGGUAAUUUAGUCGAGGGAAUGGAUUUUCACAAAUUUUACUUUGAUAAUGCAGUCUUGGGGAAAAACUGUAAGGCGGUCAAUACGACAAUCCUGAAUCCCCACGUCCAUUUGCUGGGCGAGGAUGCUGCUUGCAUCGCGUAUGUCAGGCUGACGCAAUACAUGGACAAACAAGGCGUAGCGCAUACCCAGCAAAGUGAGGAAAGCCGCGUGUGGCACAAGAGGGACAACAAAUGGCAGAACGUGCAUUUUCAUCGAAGCGCGGUGACGGGUCCAUCCCCGUUCUCCUUCAACCACAAAUAAAUCGGCCAAGAGGACUGUCCUGCUGCCGCUCUCGGCGAAUGCUCGUUGUCCCCCGAUAGAGCGCGAAUGAACGAAGUAACGAAAUGUUAGGAAUACGGGAUACAACGUACGGCGGGCAUCCUCACGAAACACACACGUACACAUAAAACACGUACAUAAGAACGAAGUUACGAACGAAGAGAGCACACAACGACGUAAUGCGGUAUUCGAGAGACAGAGAACAUAUAAGUAACGCGCUACAGUAACACACGAAUACAAAUACAUUUACAUAUAGUACCAAACGCGACAAAACCGAAGAUGUGGCGCAUCCGCCGGCAUGUAUUACUUGCUCCAGUACCUGCUCAGCGUACUUACUACCUAUCCUUACGCGUGCACGCCCACCGCGCCAAGUGUGCCUCGGAGCCUCGACGAGGGAAAUAUGCGGCAUAUCAGCAUAUGCGCGAAUCAUUGGAAGCGCGAGAAAAGAGCAGAGAGAGAGUCGGUCAAUCGAUUGUUGUAUGUAUCGUAACGAGUACCGAGGACACGAGGUAGACACUGUCCAUUGUCGGUUAAUGAACGCGAUCGCGGCGGAGAGAGAGAGAGAGAGAGAGAGAGAGAGAGAGAGAGAAGGGAAAUUUCUGGGCUGCAACGUUCAUGCACAUGCACUCCGAUCAUUCGUUUCGCCGGCAUCUUAACAUCGUCCGUUUUGGUUUCGUAUCUUGCGCGCGACGACGCGUUCUUCUUCGGUUCUCGAAAGCGAGACUGACGUCGAUUUCUCAAGAGAGCAAGCGGAUCCUCCAAACAGAAUUGUGAUAUCGAGACAAGUCAUCGCGUGUGCGACAAAGAGAUCAUGAAACCGCUAUCGCAAUCAAACUCGCGUCGAUGUUUCAUGUAUCGUCAAGCAUCAUCAGCAAAGUUGGAAAAUUUCAAUGCGAGGAAAUGUAAUAAAGAGAGUCGGAUAAAAUGAAUAGCACAAUGGCAGAUGAAACGAGUCGUCGGAGACGGCGAAGAGAGACGGAAAGCAGGAAGAGGAAGUGGAGGACGAUAGGGUCGACUCGGAUCGAUGCUGGGCAUCGACGGGGACAGCGACGGUCGUGAUGGAACGAGAAGAGGAGUAAGAGCGAGAGAAAGAACAAGUAUCCAAGUAUCGACAUAAGAGAGACAGACAGAGAGAGAGUGAGAGGGGGGGGGGGGAGUGUGAGAGAGAGAGAAAGAGAGAGAGAGAGAGAGUGAGUAGAGAAAACGAUGGUGCGGCGUGGUGUGGAAGAGCAACGGAAUGGAAUCGCGAUCGAAAAUUGCGACUGAGUGCCACGCCGUGUUUGCGUUGAUGAACGUUAACAAACGCAGCGGCAGCAUAUUUCUCCAUGUGAUUUCUUUCUUCGGCUUUCGCUCUCGUCUCGUCUCGGCGAGAUACGGAGCUGCAUCUAGACGCGUGCGACGAGAGAGAAAAUCUCAGCGCAUUCGUGGCGAGAUGCGAUCAAAAAUCUGCGCGCAAAAGAUAUCUCGUUUCUAUUUAUUUCAUUAACUUAAAUUAUUAACCAAUUUUUUAAAUUCUCUUGAUAAAUAGAUUCGCGUGGCGCGUAUGUUCGACACGUUCUAUCGACUCGAUCUCUUGACAUCGGAUGUAUCUUUCGAAUGCACAAAUAUCGUUUAAUAAAUCAACGAUAAUAUCGCGACGUAGAACUUGAACGAAAAGGAGAUACAAGAUAUAGGAAAAAUAUAUCCGCCAUGGGAUAAAUUUGACAUCUCUUUUAGAGAAUUGCAUUUUUACCUAGUAAUGUUCAAGAAAGUACUUCGAGCUUCAUAUUUAACGUAGCGUAAGUUUGACAUAUAUAAGCUUCAAUUAUUUCUAUUGCGAGAUUAACGGCAAUUCAAAAUGUACGCGAUUAUGCUGUCAUGUGUAAGUAUAUAUCACGCGAUAUCAAAUCCUUCGUAAUAUUCCUUCUGAAUAGUGAGUACCACUGAGACGAUAAGUAAUAAAUUUAUUAAUCGACGAACUUGCUGAUGUUUGAUAGAUUGCAUCUCGCUGCGGAAAAAUAUACCUUCUUCCCCUUUCCUCCCUUCACAUGCAUUUAAAGAAGACACAUAAUGCGCGUGACCGUCCUAGAUAGAGAGAAAGAAAUAAUCUUUAACUGUCUCAUUUUAUGAUUGUCAGGCACUUUGAUGACUGGCGUAUUUGUAUAUCCGGUUAUUUUGAACGGUGGGCGUUGUGAUAUAUUCACAUAUACAAUAAACGGAUAAAUCAUACAAAAUAUUCACGUAUUUCCUAUUAUCUUUACUCUUUUAGCUCAGUCUUCUAAUUUCAUUUGUCAAACAAUCUUGUAAUUUCUAUGUGCACAUAAAAAUGAUUAACGAAAAAAUAUUAGAAAGGAAAAAUUAUCUUCCACACAAAUAAAAGAAUUAAGGAUAAAGCGGGCAGCACAGACUUGCAUAAAGCAUAUAACACAUAAGGCAUAAGAAAUUUAACCAAUCAGAGUUCUUUAUUUCAUGGAAAGGAAGAAAACGAAAAAUUUUUAUUGGUUCAUCUUUUUUAUGCAUUACGUGUUAUGGGUUGUGUAAGAAUCUGUGCUUCCUGUCUAAAAGAGGAAAGAAAAAAGAAAAAUGGAAAAGCAGACAGUGUUAUAAAAAAACGCCG
Molecule: messenger RNA, 4483 nt
Organism: Trachymyrmex cornetzi
Lineage: Eukaryota; Metazoa; Arthropoda; Insecta; Hymenoptera; Formicidae
Gene: CaMKII
Product: Calcium/calmodulin-dependent protein kinase II
Exons: 18
Coding region: 1-1869 (622 amino acids)
Biological process (GO): protein phosphorylation
Molecular function (GO): calmodulin binding; calcium/calmodulin-dependent protein kinase activity; ATP binding
Source: RefSeq, a predicted model, not a curated record